AUGAUUAAUAUCUCCCUGUGGAAAUUUGAGAUCAGUGAGUAUUACAUGACCAUCAUUGAUGCCUCAGGACACAAUGACUUUAUCAAAAACAUCAUUACAGGCACAUCUAGAAAAGACCAUGCUGUCCUUCUUGUUGCUGAUAGUAUCACUGCAUGGAAAGCCAGUAUUGUCAAGGAUGGGCAGACCCAUCGGCAUGCCCUUCAGCCUUCAAGUUGUUUACAGGAUGUGAAACAACUAAUUGUUAAUAUUACCAAAAUUAAUUCCAUUGGCUCACUCGACAGCCAGAAUAGGUAUGAGGAAAAUGUCAAAGAUAUCAGCACCUACCUUAAGAAAAUUGGCUCCAACCCCAAUGAAGCAGCAUCUAUGCCAGUUUCUGGUUGGAAUUGUGACAAUGUGCUAGAAUCAAGUGUUAUCAUUUUGUGGUUCAGGGGAUGGAAAUUCACUUAUAAAGAUGGCAAUGCCAGUGAAACUUCAAGUUUCAAAAUGCUUGAAGCUCUGGAUUGCAUCUUGCCACCAACUUGCCCAACUCACAUACCAUUGUACCUGCCCCUCCGGGGUGUUUAAAUUGGCGGUAUUGGGACUCUGUCAGCUGAGUUAAGAAAAAUGUCCUCAAAUCUGUUAUGA
Condylura cristata (star-nosed mole) is the source of this 624-nucleotide messenger RNA. Its product is annotated as putative elongation factor 1-alpha-like 3. The record is from RefSeq and is a predicted model, not a curated record. NCBI's taxonomy places the organism in Eukaryota, Metazoa, Chordata, Mammalia, Eulipotyphla, Talpidae. Gene Ontology annotation, biological process: translation; translational elongation. Gene Ontology annotation, molecular function: GTPase activity; GTP binding; translation elongation factor activity.